Molecule: messenger RNA, 630 nt
Organism: Prunus persica (peach)
Lineage: Eukaryota; Viridiplantae; Streptophyta; Magnoliopsida; Rosales; Rosaceae
Exons: 1
Coding region: 1-630 (209 amino acids)
Source: RefSeq, a predicted model, not a curated record
AUGGCUAGUAGUGUCGUUAAUAUUAUUGGAGCAUCGUGUAAGCGUCGUGAUGCACUUAGAGAGCAACAACAAAAAGAUAUUAUGAAAGCUCUUGAAAUUGAUGAUCUUGAAACGGGGCGAGGGUUAAAUCAAGAAACUACUCUCAAACGUCCUUGUGAUACACGUUGGAACUCACAUUAUGAUACUUUACUUAGUGUUAAUACUAUUUUUCAUCCUGUGGUGAAGGUGCUUGAAUGGAUUGUUGAUGAUGUCAACCAAGAUAAUUUAGGUGAAGCAAAUAGGUUGUUGAAAGAAAUACAAACUUUUGACUUUGUGUUUCACCUAUAUUUGAUGAGAUUUAUAUUGGGAAUCACAAAUAAUUUGUCAAAGGCAUUACAAAAGAAAGAUCAAGAUAUUGUGAAUGCGAUGAUGUUGGUCCAAAGAUGUAAGCAAAAGCUACAAUCCGUAAGGGAUGAUGACUUUGAUGAUUUGCUUUGCGAAGUAUCAAUAUUUUGUGGCAACAAUGAUAGUGACGUUCCUAACAUAGAUGAUUUAUUUGUACCACAAGGGAGAUCAAGACGUAAAGCUCAGAAAAUCACAAACCGCCAUUAUUAUCGCGUGGACCUCUUACUAUCAUUGAUAAGCAACUAG